AUGGCGUUCCUCCGCGUAGGCUCGCGACUCUCCCAGUCCCUUCGAAACAACACAAACUUUCUCCGCAGCUACUCCUCCCAAACAGCUCAGCUUGAAUCAAUCCUUGCCAAACCAAGCUGGUCUGUACGAUCAUUACUCCCCGAUGAAAGCUCGGAGCCAUCUACACCAUCAAUCACGCCGAAAAAACUCCAUCACCUCCUUCGGCUAUCAGCCCUACCACAACCGGCGAGCGCAGAAGAAGAGCAAUCCAUGUUGCGAACAUUGGAGUCACAAAUUCAUUUCGUGAAAGAAAUGCAGACUGUUGAUACUACAGGUGUGGAGCCCUUACGCAGCAUCCGAGACGAAACUGCCGCUGCUACACAGGAGACAGCUAUCGGGCUUGACCAGCUCCGUGAUGCACUGGCCAAGGAGGAGGUUAGUGGGCGGAGGAGGAGGAUCCAGCGCAUCCAGGGCGAGAGGGAAACUCAACCGGACGGAUCGACUUGGGAUGGCGAUGCGCUUGGAUACGCAUCCAAAACGAAGGGGAAGUACUUUGUUGUUGAGACAGGCAGCAGCUGA
Molecule: messenger RNA, 558 nt
Organism: Penicillium pulvis
Lineage: Eukaryota; Fungi; Ascomycota; Eurotiomycetes; Eurotiales; Aspergillaceae
Exons: 1
Coding region: 1-558 (185 amino acids)
Biological process (GO): glutaminyl-tRNAGln biosynthesis via transamidation; regulation of translational fidelity
Molecular function (GO): glutaminyl-tRNA synthase (glutamine-hydrolyzing) activity
Source: RefSeq, a predicted model, not a curated record